AUGACGUGUUUCCGCCACGUCUUUAAAAGCGGAGUUAUUUAGUAAAACCUCCCUCGGUUGGAGGAAUUUGCGCCAAAUAUCUAGGUCAUUAUGAUUUUUAUCAUUUUUUCUAUUAAUCUAACAAAAACAAUCACUCGUUAAAUCGUUUGUACGAUUAUAAGGCGUUCUCCACCCCGCAUCUUUCAGCUGAAGACGUGAAUAUCGAACGCACCCUCGUCAGUGCAGCGACGGUACGUGUGUGCGUCUGCUGACUAGCGUCUGUACGUCCCGGAGGCCCGGGCGGGGAGGAGGAGAAGAGACGAUUCAAAACAGCGAUGGGAGAAGUUUGUGAGAAGAUCUCAUGGCUUUCUGUAGUUUGGCGAUUAAGUAACGUUUUAAUGUCCGUGUUCUUUACUCUGGCUUCCUAUGUGCAGAUCAAUGAUCCAGACGCAGGUUUAUGGGUGGUGGGUUACGCAGUCCCUGCUGUCCUCUGUGUUUUUAUUGGCUUCAGACCUCAGGUCACAGGUAGGAGGAGAGUCUCACACAUGGCACAGAAACUACAUCCUCUUUCCUGCUUCGCACUCUUGAGGAGAAGUCAUUGGACUCUGCACCGCUACAGAACAUGUAUUAGUUGUAACAGCGCCACCUCGUGGCAGACAUGGUGGCAUCACAGCUGGGUUUGUUUGUGGUGUUUAACCCCAGAAACUUCGCCCUGGAGGCGCGUUGCUGAUCUCCACCUGCUGAGCUCCAGCGCUGCUGUCUUCAUGUUAGGAUGGAAACUUUACGCGGAGCGAGUGACGCAGAUCUUCCAGCAGGAGGAGGGCAGAGAAUUUUCCGGUCUUACGUUGACGGCUGUUUGGCUUCUUUUGUGUCGUCGCUCUGGAAGCGCUCCGGUCGGGAAGCUGCGCGUCUCCACAGCUGUGGCCAUCACAGUUUUCCCCAUUGUGGCCUGGCUUUACUACCACAUCAAUGAGGAGCUGCGGUCAGACUGGCCGUCUCACUGUAAAACUGCCCUUUAAAGCAGCUCCACCUGCCAUGACAUACUUUACUUUGUUUAAGGGAGAAAACCUUUGCCAAAGAAGUACUGAUUUUUCUAGAUCAAUUUAUACAUUACAGCAGUCAAAUGUUUCAUUUAUUUGUGAUUACACAAAAAUUAUGUUUAUCUCAAGGUAACUUUUGUCGGAUGUUUUGUCCAAAAGGUGUAAAUAACAAACCUGUAUACAUCUAUUUUUUUUUCCAUCUGCACUAUUUUCUUUUUACUCUGGGUGGCAGCAAAGAGCUCCCAGGCUUAAAAGUGAAGACUGAAGAAUAUUAAAUUAAUCAAUCAAUCAAUCAAUCACAAUAAAAAAUACUAUUCUUUUUG
Molecule: messenger RNA, 1342 nt
Organism: Poecilia reticulata (guppy)
Lineage: Eukaryota; Metazoa; Chordata; Actinopteri; Cyprinodontiformes; Poeciliidae
Gene: tmem220
Product: transmembrane protein 220
Source: RefSeq, a predicted model, not a curated record